Anopheles funestus (African malaria mosquito) is the source of this 5932-nucleotide messenger RNA. It is a transcript of the gene syd, whose product is annotated as JNK-interacting protein 3. The transcript is spliced from 10 exons. Gene Ontology annotation, cellular component: cytoplasm. NCBI's taxonomy places the organism in Eukaryota, Metazoa, Arthropoda, Insecta, Diptera, Culicidae. Bases 579 to 4295 code for a protein of 1238 amino acids. Gene Ontology annotation, biological process: vesicle-mediated transport. Gene Ontology annotation, molecular function: signaling receptor complex adaptor activity; MAP kinase scaffold activity; JUN kinase binding. The record is from RefSeq and is a predicted model, not a curated record.
UCAUUUCACGAUACGUGUGUGUUUGCAUGUGUGUGUGUGUGUGUUUUCUUCAAGGAUGACGAUGAUAAUAACGAGGGUGUUGUGAAAACGAAAAACGAAUUACGGAAUAAAAUUUGCGUGUGUAAAAUUGUCGUGCUUGUAUCGUGGAAUUCUGUUAACAGUAGAAAGUGUGGUUUACUUGUUUCGAUGCAUAAAUAAGUGUUCCCCUUCCUUUGUAUUCAGUUCGCGACUGCGUCACACAUUUGCUAUGCUUAUGAUUUGUUCGUAUUUUGCUUCAAAGCUUUGUUCCUGGAAUCAGUGUAUUUGAGGUGAUUGUGCUCGUGUAUGGCCAGUUUGGCAUAAUUGUUUGGCCCCCAAAAGUGACGACAACAAUGACAAGGGCGUCGAAAUACAUCACGGAACUGGUCGGGCAACAGCGAUCGAUUCCCGCAUCAAAUUCUCCGUCAUGUUUCACUCAUUAAGGAUGCAGUUCUGUGCGUAAUCAUUCUGCACAAUCUUUUCGUGUUUAUACUUAGCGAAACGGCUAAGAGGGUGGGAGGUAACAAGGGCAAGUGGCAAAAACGCAUAACGCAGUAAGGAUGGAGAACAAUCCGGGCGAAUCGUCGGAGGUCGUGUACGGCACGCACGAAGACUCCGCAAUGGUGAUGUCAGAAAAGGUGCAAUCGCUAGCUGGGAGCAUUUAUCAGGAAUUCGAACGUAUGAUUCAACGCUACGAUGAGGAUGUCGUGAAAACACUCAUGCCACUGCUGGUGAACGUGCUCGAAUGUCUCGAUUCAGCGUACCAAACGAAUCAGGAACAGGAUGUUGAGCUAGAGCUGCUACGGGAGGACAAUGAGCAACUCGUCACACAGUACGAGCGUGAGAAAAAUGCUCGCAAACAAUCCGAGCAGAAGCUGCUCGAGACGGAAGAUUUGGCCGAGCAGGAGAACAAGGAGUUGGCCAGCCGUCUCGAGUCGUUGGAAAGUAUUGUGCGCAUGCUAGAGCUAAAGCACAAGAACAGUAUGGACCAUGCCAGCCGGCUCGAGGAGCGCGAAUCGGAACUGAAGAAGGAGUACAGCAAGUUACACGAACGGUACACGGAGCUGUUCAAAACACACGUCGACUACAUGGAACGUACGAAGCUAAUGAUGGGUAAUUCAACCCAUUCGCAAGCAGGAUCUGCCUCGGAACGGUUGGAUGUUUCACGAUCGCGUCUAAUGCCGAUGAUGCGCUCAACCGGGCCUGUUUCGUAUGGGUUUGCUUCGCUGGAAAACUCUACCAUGCUCGAUACGGAAACGCUAUGCAGCGAGGAGGACAGUGGGCCCGAUUCUGGACCACCUUCGCUGCAGAAUGAAAUCGAAACGAAAGCCACCGAAAAGGUGGAAGAAGUUGAUUCGGCCACGACAACACCCGGUGAUGGUAUGGCAACGAGCUCAACCGCGAAGGUACUCCAGAGCCCGACCACCGGUGGUGUAUCGGGCAAAACAACCACCAAGAAGGAGCAACGUUCGGCCAACACACUUUAUCAGGAGCUUUCGUUUCAAGACGAUAAUUUGGAGAGUGAAGAAAACGAAAUUACCGGUGCCUGGGUACAUCCCGGAGAUUAUGCAUCAUCAGCUAACGAUAACUUUUUCGGCAUGGGCAAAGAGGUUGAAAAUUUGAUAAUGGAAAACAACGAGCUAUUAGCGACCAAGAAUGCACUGAACAUCGUGAAGGACGAUCUUAUUGUGAAAGUCGACGAGCUGACGGGUGAAAUUGAAAUUCUCCGCGAAGAGCUAAAUGCCGUCAUACUGGCACGGAACAAACUGAAAGCGAAGGUUACCGAGCUGGAGGAGGAGCUGAAAAAAACGAAAGCCCAAGUAAAGCAGGCCUCAUCGUCAGCGACAGACCAAGAGGAAGAGGGCGAUGUACCGAUGGCGCAGCGCAAACGCUUCACCCGCGUCGAGAUGGCGCGCGUUCUUAUGGAGCGCAACCAGUACAAGGAGCGCUUCAUGGAGCUGCAGGAUGCCGUACGCUGGACGGAGAUGAUGCGUGCCUCGCGGGUAGAAAACCUGGACAAGAAAUCGAAGCAAGGCAUUUGGAAGUUUUUUAGUAAUCUCUUUAGCUCCAACGAUAGGCCAACGAAUGAGUCCCCCGGGCGACUACAUCAGCGCUAUGGUGGCGUUAGUGCGCAAACGCACGGUGCCGCCUCGCUGCUGCCUGCCAUGCCCGAGGGACGUAUGCUCAUUGGGGCAGGCAAUAGUGGCGGCGGUGGCGGUGGUGGUGGAGGUGGCAGUAUCGGUGGGCUGGUAGGUGCCGGCACUUCGACUGCCCUCUUACGCAGUGGCCAUGCAAGCAACAUACUGGUGCUAUCGAAGGAACCGGAGCUGACACAAUCGGAGCGUGCGAUGCAACGGCGCCGGGACCAGUACCGGCAGGUGAGGGCACACGUACAGAAGGAGGACGGUCGGCUGCAAGCGUACGGUUGGAGUUUACCUAGUCUAAAACCAUCGAACGCGACGGGCGCGAAUGGUGGUGUUGGUGGUGGAGGUAUCGGAGGUAUAGGACGUCCUACCGGCAGCGGUGUACCGGUACCGGUUCCAGUCUACUGUCGCCCGCUGGCAGAAGCUAGUCCGCACAUGAAAGUGUGGUGUGCCAGUGGCGUUAAUCUGCAGGGCGGUUACACGAAGGACGGUGGUUGCAUUGUCGGUGCCGCUAGCAUAUUUUAUGCGAAAGACACAACCGGCGGUGGGGCGCAAAUCACCGAACUUACCGCCGAUGAGGCAACGGUAGAACCGAAGGAUUUGGGUGAACUGUUGGAACGGAAAUUGCUCGCUCUUGGCGGCCCGAAUUCGCUCGAUGCGGACAGCGAGCUUAGUUCGUACGUGUGGAUCUGUACCAGCACCCAUUCCGCUAGUACCGUAACGGUGAUCGAUGCUAAAAAUCCUUCCGAAGUGUUGGACUCAUUUCCGGUGUGCCAAAACCACUUGCUGUGCAUCUGUACGGUUCGUGGUGCACUGGAAAUGGACUACGCAAUGCUGGAAAACAGUGAAGUUACCAAAUCGGGUAAAAUGCUUGAAAAACCCGGCGAAUCUCCUGAUGAUAUUGGUAAGGUUGCGUACGAAAGGGUUGUACGCACGCACACCGAAUCCGCUACGACGUCGAUCGAUGAGAGCAAAGGUACAGAGCAAGCACAAGAAGUGGUACCACCAUCGGAUACAUGCCCAGAACAAGCUACCGAAGCUGGCAACGAUCGUGAUCUUAAUCAUAACAGUAAGUCCUCUAAUGACACUCCCGAUAACGUAGACACAAAAGACAUCGCGAUUGCUGUGGAUGGUAACGAUAAUACGAUCGGUGAGACGACCUCCUCACCCAGCAGACAACAACAGUCGACGGCUGCGAUCGAGGAAUCCAUCUCCUCGAUCGGACCGACGAUGUGGCUUGGUGCCCAAAACGGUAUGCUGUAUGUGCACAGUUCCGUCGCACGAUGGAACGUGUGUUUGCACAAAAUCAAACUACCGGACUCGGUCCUAUCGAUCGUGCACGUAGAAUCGCGUGUGAUUGUGGCGCUGGCGAACGGUACGUUGGCAGUAUUUCGGCGCCAGGUAAACGGCGAAUGGGAUCUUAACAGCUACCAUCUGCUAACGCUCGGCUCGCCGAAAUAUUCUGUGCGCUGCCUUACGAUCGUUGGCGAUAAGGUGUGGGCUGCACAUCGCAACAAGAUCCACGUGAUCGAUCCGAUCACACUGUGCAUUCUGAAAUCGUUCGAAGCGCAUCCACGCAAGGAAAGUCAAAUACGCCAAAUGGCCACUACCGGGCUGGGUGUGUGGGUAUCGAUAAGAUUGGACUCCACACUAAGGCUGUUUUCGGCGGAAACGUACGAUCAUCUGGAAGAUAUCGACAUUGAUCCGUAUGUGUCGAAGAUGCUGGGAACGGGCAAGCUCGGCUUUUCCUUUGUACGUAUUACCGCUCUACUGGUAUCGUGCAAUAGGCUGUGGAUAGGAACCGGUAACGGUGUAGUGAUUUCCGUUCCACUGACUGACGCUAGCGGGGCUUCCAAUACACCGUACUCCCCGCGAUUCGCAAAUGCUCAACUUUCGUUCCAUGGGCACCGCGACGCAGUGAAAUUUUUCGUGUCCGUACCGAUGAACCCACCCAACCAGGGUUUGCCAACCACUUCGAAGGAUAUGCUGGUUAUAUCCGGCGGAGAAGGAUACAUCGAUUUUCGGUUAGGUGACGGUGACAUGGAGGCCAGCGUUGAACUCGAACCGAACCAAACCAUAGAGAAUCGCAAUGAAAAAAGCUACAUUAUCGUGUGGAAAGUCAGCAAUCGUUAGGUUCGACGUUGAACGGACUUGGUGCAAACAAUUAGCUCACCCAGUAUAAUCGUGGCUUUACUUUAAACAUUCUACGCAUAACCCUUCGAAGGCGAAAACAAGUUUACUUACAUCUUGUGGUAGAUACACAAGAAACCACUACGGCAAAGCAAAAGCUACAUACACACAUACACAGCGAGUCAGCGGAACGGUUGGUAGAACGAUGAAGACGAUACAAGUAUUGCCUAGUGUUGUUCCGGGUUUGUGGCCGUUUGUUUCUUUUUAACGCGUUGUGUAGUGUCAUUGGUUCAUUUGCAUAAAAUAACAACCGUACUAGCGCUACCCUCCCAAAAACAAAACUUAUAGAUGAAACUUUAAACGUAACACUUUAUGUUUAAUCAAACAUUUUAUGUACCAACUAACGUCCCAGUCUCCCAGCGCCCACCUUCAGAGCUGGGGAUAGAGUGGAGUGGUUUUCCCGAAUCGUGGAUUUGUUGUGGCGUUUUACAAAUUGUAUUAGCUAACAUGAAGCUAAAGUUAGUGUGAGCCAACAGAACGACGGUAAACCAAUAGUUCCCUUCCUUCCCUAACACGCCAAAGAAUAAGUUUAGCGGAGCGUUUGAAUCCCUUUCGAUACCUUCCGGAAAGGAAAGAUACAUUUAAACAGUCAGACAAAACGCUAUUCACAUACUAUACUAUUAUUACGUGCAAAAAUUGUGUGCAAUGGUUAUUUUGUAUUAUGCGUAACAAUACCAUUAAUAUUUAUCACAAACGUAGUAGUAUGGAGAGCUAAAAAAUCGGCGCGAUUAUGAAAUUGGGUUAAAUAAUAGCAAAAAAAACCCAUCCUCACACACUUACAUACAUACAUACACAACUGCAAACACAGGAAAACAAGAUCGCAAAGCUUGUGCUACACAUAUUAAAAACAAAGACUAGCAUAGCUGCUAAUACAAUUUCAGCAACUUUCCUUUCCCUUUCAUAGAAAAGUGAGUUCAUGUUUUAAUUGUGUAUAUAUUACAAUGUUACAGAAUGAGUUGUAUUUAAUUUCUACACUAAGUUUCCGGAAUAAGUCGUUUUCACCUGUGUAACGUGUAUGUUUAGUCAUUUUAAUGGUGUUAUAUUUUUAAGAUUGUUUUAUUUGUUUUUUUUUUUAGUUAAGUUCAGUUCAGUUUAACCAUCAACCGAUCAGUUAGGAAAUGGUUUUUAACACAUUACAGUCGUAAAGUGAUCAUAAGAAGAAAUGGCGAAUAAUGAAUACGACAGGUUAGGAUAAUUUACAAGAAAAACAUGCGUAUGCUUGUAAAAGCGGUACAGGUGGUAAACGCCCUUAUUUUCCGGUACAAUGUUUUAACGCUUCGGUUAAUAAUUGUUUGAAGAUAGUAGUUGCAGUGAAAACAAUAUUCAAUUUCCUAUUAAAUUGUACGCGUUAGUUAAACCAUCUCACAUGCUAUAUGGGCUGCAGCUCUUACAGCUUUGCUGCUACGCAGCUGCACUGUUCUAGCUAUGUUUUAAUUUGUUCGAAUAUUGCGUACAAUAUAGUUUGUUAGCGUACCACACCGGAAAGGCGAAAGUGUGCGAUAAAGAUUCGUAAUGUAAAAAAUACCCAUUUGAAAACAGAAAACAGCAAAUACAAGUAACCAAUGCAUUAAUAAUUAAAA